Molecule: messenger RNA, 687 nt
Organism: Menidia menidia (Atlantic silverside)
Lineage: Eukaryota; Metazoa; Chordata; Actinopteri; Atheriniformes; Atherinopsidae
Source: the annotation of a GenBank genome assembly
AUGCGCGGGGCCAUUGUUGGGAAGGUCUUACUCAGCAGGCCUGUAAAUGGUGGCGGUUCCAGAGUCUGGGGCAGUGCCAGCCUCUGGGGGACGGCCGGUUUGAGCUGCCAGGGAGGGAAACAAAGCCGGAAGAUCUGGAUCUGGACUCUGAAUCUGGAUCCCGAGAAGAUCCUUGUGGACGUUUGUGAGCAGGCCUGUAAAUGGUGGCGGUUCCAGAGUCUGGGGCAGUGCCAGCCUCUGGGGGACGGCCGGUUUGAGCUGCCAGGGAGGGAAACAAAGCCGGAACAUCAAGAUCUGGACUCUAAUGUCCUCCUCAGCAUCAGGAUCUGGACUCUGAUGGCCCCCCACUUAGCCUUAGUAAGGGUUUCCCAGAUGCUGGGGCUGUUUGAACCAGAACAUUUGUUAAAAACAGGAAAUCAGCAGAGGCGGGAGGAGGCCGGCUGGUGGGUCCUGUUCCAGCGGAGCAACUUCUCCAGGUACCAGUACCUGCUGGGCCCGGGGGAGUACCAGGACUACGGCCUCUGGAUGGGCUUCCAAGACUGCGUCCGGUCCUGCAGGAUACUGACGUGCACGCGCAUCGUGCACGCCGCCAGCGUCACGUGGGACCCGUUUCCAGACAGAAACCAGAGUCCGGAUCCAGACCGGAACCAGACGGUCCCCCUGUUUCUGUUUCUGUUAGAGCUCUGA